CACUGCCAUGCGGAGCCGAGCCGACGGUUCACUUCGGUUCAAAAGCCACUUGCCGAAUCGAAUCGGACCGGUCCCCACCCACCACCUUUCGUCCUUUCCCCCCACUCCAAGCUCUAGCCAAUCGCGGGAGACGCUCGUCGUCCUCGCCGCCGUAACCGUCUCCGGGCCCGGCCUACCUCCAGCCACCCCACGUCGGUAGCCAGUAGCCCCACCAACGCCUACGGCGACCCCACGAAGCAGCUUCCUUAAAAAAAAACCUCGGCGGAUGGCUGGGCCUGGGUUCCUGCUGCAACUGCAACCCCACCACGUCCUCCUCCUGCUCCUCGUCCUCCCCUGCCUGCUUCCCUGUCUCCGCGCGACGACCGAGAUGGCGCCAACCGCCGCCGCCGGCGGCUCCGACGAGGGCGCCAGCGCGCUGCUCGGGCUCCUGCAGCGGGUGCAGUCGGAGGCGCUGCGCGUGCUGGGGCCUCACGACUUCGACCCCAAGUUCUACGUCGACCUGCCGCUGGCCACCGACGAGCGCGCCGCGGACGCCGCCCUCGCGGCGCUGCCGCGCCACCCGGCGCCGUCGCGAGCGGAGCUAGAUGACUUCCUGUCCCGCCACUUCGGGGACCCCGGGACGGACCUCGUGGACGCCGACCCACCGGACUUCGACGCCGAGCCGCGCGGGUUCCUGCCCCGCGUCCACAGCCCCGAGGCGCGGGCGUGGGCGCUGGAGGUGCACGCGCUGUGGAAGCAACUGGCGCGGCGGGUGGCGCCCGACGUCGCGGCGCGGCCGGACCGGCACACGCUACUGCCGCUGCCCGGCGGGGUCGUCGUGCCGGGCUCCAGGUUCCGAGAGGUAUACUACUGGGACUCCUACUGGGUCGUCAGGGGAUUGCUAGUGAGCAAAAUGUAUGACACGGCAAAGGCUAUUGUGCUUAACCUUGUAUACAUGUUGGAAAAAUAUGGUUUUGUUCCGAAUGGUGCAAGAUCCUACUACAUUAACCGAAGCCAACCACCACUUUUAAGCUCCAUGGUUUUAGAAGUAUACAGGGCAACUCGUGACGUGGAGUUUGUUAGGACAGUAUUCCCCUCUCUGCUUAAAGAGCAUAGCUUCUGGAUGUCAGAUAUUCAUAAUGUGGCUAUAGCGGACAAUCAUGGUCAGGUCCAUAAUUUGUCUCGGUAUCAGGCUAGGUGGAACAAACCUAGGCCUGAAAGUGCGACAAUUGAUGAGGAACUGGCUUCGAAGGUUAAUUCUAUGGCCGCCAAGGAAAAACUGUACCGUGAAAUUGCUUCAACAGCAGAAUCAGGAUGGGAUUUUAGCUCUCGAUGGAUGAGGAAUUCUACUGACAUGACAACAUUGGCAACCACUUACAUCAUUCCUGUGGACUUGAACAUAUUCAUAUUUAAGAUGGAGCUGGAUAUUGGUGCCUUGGCUAAACUUGUAGGAGACAGUGCAACUUCAGAAAAAUUUUUAAGGGCUUCAAAAGCACGUCAUAUUGCAAUUGACUCUAUUUUGUGGAACUCUGAGAUGGAACAGUGGCUUGACUAUUGGCUUCCUGCUGACGCAGACUGUCAGGGAGUUCACGAAUGGAAGACCAACUCACAGAACCGCAACAUAUUUGCUUCUAACUUCAUUCCGCUGUGGCUAAAUGCAUACCAUUCUGGAUUGGUACGCUUUGCUGAUGAGGCAAAAUCAAAGAGAGUCAUGGCAAGCCUCAAGGCAUCUGGAUUACUUCAUGCCGCAGGAAUAGCAACUUCUCUGAUAAACACAGGCCAACAAUGGGAUUUCCCAAAUGGAUGGGCCCCGCUGCAGCAUCUUAUAGCUGAGGGGCUGUCGCAUUCUGGAUUAUCAGAGGCUAAAAAAUUAGCUGAGGACAUUGCUACAAGGUGGGUGAGAACAAACUAUGCCGCUUACAAAUCGACGGGUGCGAUGCAUGAGAAGUACAAUGUUACCGCUUGUGGAGAAUCUGGAGGCGGUGGUGAAUACAAGCCCCAGACUGGUUUUGGCUGGUCCAAUGGUGUGGUAUUGUCAUUCUUGGAAGAAUUCGGGUGGCCAGAGGACAAGGAAAUAGCCUGCUCAGGCAAAGUGCUCACGACAGGGUGAACUUUGUCUCGUCGAAGAGCAAUCUGGUUCAUUACAACGUCUAUAGAUGGCUACGCGAGUGGUGUGGCAUGCGCGUGGCGUGUGCACACUGCAGAGCGCAGACAUGCAAGUUUUACAUUGCAUUCUGCAGUUCGUGUGUUUGUGUUCUAUUGUUUGGUUUUAGUUGCGACUAGGCUAGGAGAUUCUUCUUGUAUCUGCUGGGUAAAUCUACAAUAUGUACUGCUGUACCGGUCCCGACUCUUAUUAUAUUUAGGGCUUGUUUGACACAGCUCAACUUCACUAGUAAA
Sorghum bicolor (sorghum) is the source of this 2376-nucleotide messenger RNA. Its product is annotated as probable trehalase. The record is from RefSeq and is a predicted model, not a curated record. Lineage: Eukaryota; Viridiplantae; Streptophyta; Magnoliopsida; Poales; Poaceae. Bases 266 to 2089 code for a protein of 607 amino acids. The transcript is spliced from 11 exons. Gene Ontology annotation, molecular function: alpha,alpha-trehalase activity. Gene Ontology annotation, biological process: trehalose catabolic process.